AUGUUGCAUCACCUAGCUCUCACUUGUGUGUCCUGUAUGUUCUCUUGCCUGAUGUUUUUAUCUCAGGUGCAAGGUGAAGACUCCCAGAAGGAAAUGCCCUCUCCACGUAUUAGCUGCCCAGUGGGCUCCAAGUACUAUCACUCCCACUGCUAUGCCCUGGUUACAAUACCCAAAUCUUGGUAUCAGCAGAGGUGACUGACCUGUCAGAAGAGACCCUCUGGACAUCUUGUGUCCAUUCUUAGUGGAGCUGAGGCUUCCUUUGUGUCUUCCCUGGUGAAUGGCAGAGUGAAUAACUGCCAAGAAAUCUGGAUUGGGCUCCAUGAUCCCACAGUGGGUCAAGAACGAAGUGGAGGUGGAUGGGAUUGGAGUAACUCUGAUGUGCUGAGAUACUUUAACUGGGAUGAAAAUCCUUCCUCUACUGUAAACCAUGGUCACUGCGGGAGUCUGACAGCAAUCUCAGGGUUUCUGAAGUGGGGAGACCAUCACUGUGAUGGAGAAUUACCUUUUGUUUGCAUGUUCAAGCCAGAGAGUGGGUGGGAAAGGAAGAUGCAUGUUCAGUGGUUCCUCAAACUUUAA
This is a messenger RNA of Arvicola amphibius (Eurasian water vole), 576 nucleotides long. Its product is annotated as regenerating islet-derived protein 3-alpha-like. NCBI's taxonomy places the organism in Eukaryota, Metazoa, Chordata, Mammalia, Rodentia, Cricetidae. Gene Ontology annotation, molecular function: oligosaccharide binding; peptidoglycan binding; signaling receptor activity. Gene Ontology annotation, biological process: venom-mediated disruption of cell wall in another organism; positive regulation of cell population proliferation; antimicrobial humoral immune response mediated by antimicrobial peptide. The record is from RefSeq and is a predicted model, not a curated record.